CCGCGCCUACGCUGCCCUCCCGGCCUGCGCUAGCUCAGAAGCUGCAAGCCCGCUGGAGACGCCAUGUACCGGCUCUUGUCAGCCGUGCCGGCUCGGGCCGCGACCCCCAGAGGCUGCGCCUGGGGCUGCGGGCGGCGCGCUGCCCACCAGCGCGCCGGGCUGCCGCAGCUCGGCCCCGGCUGGGUCGGGGGCCUUGGGCUGGGGCUGGGGCUGGCCCUAGGUAUGAAGCUGGUGGGAGGGCUGAGGGGCGCGUCCCCUGCGCCGCCCCCUGCGGCCCCCGACCCCGAGGCGCCGAUUCUAAGCGAGCCGCUGCCGCCUCAGGAGCAGCCCCUCGCCCCGUGGUCUCCGCACACCCCGGUGCCGCCCCACGCCAGGCGCUUCGCCAGAGCCAUCGACAGCAGCCGCGACCUCCUGCACAGGAUCAAGGAUGAGGUGGGCGCGCCAGGAAUAGUGGUUGGAGUCUCUGUGGAUGGAAAAGAAGUCUGGUCAGAAGGUUUAGGUUAUGCUGAUGUUGAGAACCGUGUACCAUGCAAGCCAGAGACAGUUAUGAGAAUUGCCAGUAUCAGCAAAAGCCUCACCAUGGUUGCUCUUGCAAAAUUAUGGGAAGCAGGGAAACUAGAUCUUGAUAUUCCAGUACAACAUUAUGUUCCUGAAUUCCCAGAAAAAGAAUAUGAAGGUGAAAAGGUUUCUGUCACAACAAGAUUAUUGAUUUCCCACUUAAGUGGAAUUCGUCAUUAUGAAAAGGACAUGAAAAAGGUGAAAGAAGAAAAAGCUUAUAAAGCUUUGAAGAUGAUGAAAGAGACAGAAUCUGACCAGGAAAAAGACUCAAAAGAAAAAGGAGGCAAAAGUAAUGAAAAGAAUGACUUUGCUGCUAAAACUAAGAUAGAGCAAGAUAAUGAAGCCAAGGGCCGGAAUUCAAAACCUUGCAAGAAGAAAAAUGAUUUUGAACAAGGUGAAUUGUAUUUGAAAGAAAAGUUUGAAAAUUCAAUUGAAUCCCUACGAUUAUUUAAAAAUGACCCUUUGUUUUUUAAACCUGGUAGUCAGUUUUUGUAUUCAACUUUUGGCUAUACCCUACUGGCAGCCAUAGUAGAAAGAGCUUCAGGAUAUAAAUAUUUGGACUAUAUGCAGAAAAUAUUCCAUGACUUGGAUAUGCUGACAACUGUGCAGGAGGAAAAUGAGCCAGUGAUUUACAAUAGAGCAAGAUUUUAUGUUUACAAUAAAAAGAAACGUCUUAUCAACACUCCUUACGUGGAUAACUCCUAUAAAUGGGCUGGUGGUGGAUUUCUGUCUACAGUGGGUGACCUUCUGAAAUUUGGGAAUGCAAUGCUGUAUGGUUACCAAGUCGGGCUGUUUAAGAACUCAAAUGAAAAUCUUUUACCAGGAUAUCUCAAACCAGAAACCAUGCUUAUGAUUUGGACACCAGUCCCUAACACAGAGAUGUCUUGGGAUAAAGAGGGUAAAUAUGCAAUGGCAUGGGGUGUUGUGGAAAAGAAGCAAACUUAUGGUUCUUGCAGGAAGCAACGGCAUUAUGCCUCACAUACUGGAGGUGCAGUGGGUGCCAGUAGUGUCUUGCUGGUCCUUCCUGAGGAACUGGAUGCAGAAGCUCUAAAUAACAAGGUUCCCCCAAGAGGAAUAGUUGUUUCUAUCAUAUGCAACAUGCAGUCUGUUGGCCUCAACAGCACUGCUUUAAAGAUUGCUCUGGAAUUUGAUAAAGACAGAUCAGACAUACCUUAAUGUCAUGGAUGCAAAAUGAGGUGUUUGGAUUUGCUUGGGAUUUUUUUUUUUUUUUUUGGAAACAUUAAAGUCCUCAAAUACAUGAGAGUUUAAAGAAUAAAUUUGUAAUAGAGUAUAAUUGAAUGCAGAGAACUAUGUAUCUCUAAUUGCUUAAUUUUGUAAUUGUCUUUUGUAGGAUUAGUUCUUGAUACUCAGGGAAGUUAUUAUAUUUUUAAUUUUUGAAAAAAGUGUCAGCUCUUGAAAUAAAAUAUUCUGAUAAAAAA
This is a messenger RNA of Phacochoerus africanus (Common warthog), 1997 nucleotides long. It is a transcript of the gene LACTB, whose product is annotated as lactamase beta. Lineage: Eukaryota; Metazoa; Chordata; Mammalia; Artiodactyla; Suidae. The transcript has 6 exons. Bases 64 to 1734 code for a protein of 556 amino acids. The record is from RefSeq and is a predicted model, not a curated record.